CUAUUAAUAACCAAACCCGAAAAAAGAAACUGGAAUAGUAAGUAAUAAAUGUUACAGAUCACCUGCGCCACACCCCACGGUACAUCGAACCUAUCAGCCGACGAUCUUAUUCUAUUAACCUCGAUCAAUCCACGUGGCAUGUUUUUAUAGGAGGGUUCAGUAGAGAGAAAACGUUUUGUGUAAACACGACUCACCAUCUCCUUCAUCAUUCUCUGCAAAAAAAACUUUUAGCCUCGUCUUCUCCUUCUCCUCAGUAGCAAUCAGAAAACAAAGCUCAAAUUGUUUCGUAAUCCUCUCUCUCUAUCUCCUUUCUGUCUUCUCUUUUAACGAUUUGUCUUUUCAUAUUAAUUUAGUUCUAUAAAUUGGUUGAUUUUUUUUAAAUUGUUCUCGUUAGCGAUGGUGAGAAAGCAACAGUGAUUAAUCUAAUCAUACUGUUGAAAUCUUUGCUCCUUUGUCAAUAUCCAUCGUCAUUCUAUUUUUGUGUAAACGAGAAAAAAACAUAUCUUUCUCGUUUUAGGAGAGAGAAAAUUGUUUUUUUUUUCUUCUGGUUUGAUGUGAAACUCAGAAGAACAGAGAAAAGAAGACGAAGGAGACAGGAAUUGGGAAAAAAUCUUUUGUAAGCCAGUGCUAAGUUCGGAUCCGGGUCGGGUGGAUUUUGUUUUUUUGUUGUCGAAUCAGAGACGAAGUUGGCUGUUAGCGGCGGAACUGGCGAUUUCCGUUUGCGGCUGUGACGGUGUUUCUGGCUCGUCGUCUUCAACUAAUCAGGAGUUUCAUCUCAGUUUAGGCAAAGAGACUCAGUAAAACUUGUUGGAUCUUUAAAUGUCUGGUUUUGAAGAAAACGUGGCUGUAAUGGGAGAAUGGGUUCCUUGUAAUCCUAGCUCGAAACGUGUUCUUGAAAGAGAGCUAUCUUUGAAUCAUGGCCUUGUUAAUCGUCUAGAAGAAGAAGAAGAAGACACUAGUGGUAAUAACAAGAACGUUUCACGAGGUGGUGGUUUAAGAGAAAGAAUCGCUGCUCGUGCUGGAUUCAACACUCCGAGGUUAAACACUGAGAACAUCCGCUCUAACACCGAUUCUAGUCUUCGCUCUCCUAAUUGCUUAACCAUCUCCUCUCCUGGCCUUAGCCCUGCAACGCUCUUGGAGUCUCCUGUUUUCCUUUCUAACCCAUUGGCUCAACCGUCUCCAACUACAGGGAAAUUCCCAUUUCUUCCUGGUGUUAACAGUAGUAAUGGAUUGUCUGCUUCUGAUAAAGAGAAAGACGAGUUCUUCGAUGGCAUUGGAGCAUCAUCAUCAUUCACAUUCCAUCCUGUUUCAAGACCCUCUUCCUCUUUCUUCCACGGCGCAACGGAGAUGAUGCCAGUUGAUUAUGGUAACUACAACAACAGUUCUUCUCAUCAUCAGUCCCCGGAAGAAGAUGUCAAACUCGGUUCUGAGCAAAGUGGCUUGAAGAGGAAGACAUCUGAUGCCACAACAAACACCAACGACCAUCAGGAAGAGGAAGAAGGAGAAGAAGAGCAAAGAGGUGGUGAUUCGAUGGCUGGUGGUGGAGCACCUGCAGAGGAUGGAUAUAACUGGAGGAAAUACGGACAAAAGUUGGUUAAAGGAAGCGAGUAUCCACGAAGCUAUUACAAGUGCACAAACCCGAGCUGUCCAGUGAAGAAGAAGGUGGAGAGAUCAAGAGAAGGUCACAUCACUGAGAUUAUAUACAAAGGAGCUCAUAAUCACUCCAAGCCUCCUCCUAACCGCCGCUCCUCCGGAACGCAACUAGAUGGAACCGAACAGCAACAGCAGCAGCAGCAGCAGCAGAGAGAUAACUCUGCAACGUGGGUUAGUUGUAAUAACACUCAACAACAAGUUGGAAGCAAUGAGAACAACUUCGAAGAAGACGGAAACCAAUCUGGAUCGAUUCAAGCUCAAGAGUCAGGUGAUGUGAUUGUGGUUGAUGCUUUGUCAACACUCUCUAAUGAUGAAGAUGAAGAUGAUAGAGGGACUGAUCAUGGUAGUGCUUCUUUGGGAUACGAUGGAUGUGGAGGAGGAGAUGAAUCCGAAUCGAAAAGAAGGAAACUUGAGGCUUACGCAAUAGAGAUGAGUGGAGCAACAAGAGCUAUACGUGAGCCAAGAGUCGUUGUGCAGACAACGAGUGAUGUUGACAUUCUCGACGAUGGCUAUCGCUGGAGAAAGUAUGGUCAGAAAGUUGUCAAAGGAAAUCCAAACCCGAGGAGUUACUACAAAUGCACAGCUCCUGGAUGUACGGUGAGAAAACACGUAGAGAGAGCUUCUCAUGACCUCAAAUCCGUUAUAACCACUUACGAAGGCAAACACGACCACGACGUCCCCGCCGCACGCAACAGCAGCCACGGCGGCGGCGGCGGUGGAAACGGUAACAGCGCCGCUCAAACCAACCAUUACCAAGAGCCUCCACGUGGAAGAUACGUCAGAGAACAGCUCAACCAGUCUUCUCAGUUCGGACGUCCGUUUAGCUUCCAGCCGCAUUUGGGUCCUCCUUCCGGUUUUGCGUUCGGUCUAGGACAAACCGGUUUUGGUAAUCUUUCGAUUCCUGGUUUAGCGUUUGGUCAAGGGAAAUUACAGGGUUUGACUCACCCGUCGUAUAUGAUGAGUCAACAACCGGGUGGGAUGAGUGAAGCGAUGAUGAUGCAGAGAGGGAUGGAGCCUAAGGUUGAACCGGGUUCGGAAACGGGACAGUCGGUAUAUAACCAGAUAAUGAGUAGAUUACCACAGAUUUGAUAAUUUUACUCUCUUUAUCUUUUGGCAUUUGGUUGAUGCUUAUCAUAAUUUUUAAUUUCUUCUUAAAUUUAUUGGUUUGAAACUUUGGGGGAAGGUUAAAGGCUGAUACCAUUUCCAUCUUUCGUGUGGCCUUUUGUUGUUAUCUUCAUAAAUUAUACAAGCUAGUAAGAGAUGAGGAAAAAUAGUUAUAUUUAUAGAUGCAAAAAAAUAUUAUAUGAUAAUGUUUAGAUACUACUUACUC
This is a messenger RNA of Raphanus sativus (radish), 2983 nucleotides long. RefSeq names its product probable WRKY transcription factor 2. The record is from RefSeq and is a predicted model, not a curated record. Gene Ontology annotation, biological process: regulation of DNA-templated transcription. Bases 820 to 2742 code for a protein of 640 amino acids. Lineage: Eukaryota; Viridiplantae; Streptophyta; Magnoliopsida; Brassicales; Brassicaceae. The transcript has 5 exons. Gene Ontology annotation, molecular function: sequence-specific DNA binding; DNA-binding transcription factor activity.